Molecule: messenger RNA, 1128 nt
Organism: Lachancea mirantina
Lineage: Eukaryota; Fungi; Ascomycota; Saccharomycetes; Saccharomycetales; Saccharomycetaceae
Source: the annotation of a GenBank genome assembly
AUGGGCAUUUCUUCGGAGUUUGAAAUGGAGGGAAAUGGAAAUUGGGACUUGAGUAAAGACGAACGGGACGAUACCGGUCUUGUCCGGAUCUCAAAUGAGUACCUGAAGCCCAAUGUAGGUCUACUUUAUCUUUUGGUUUCAAAUUUCUUGAAUAGCGUCAUGAUGGUGAGCACAAAGUUGCUAGAGACAGAUCCUGAGUUUGAAGAGCCGAUCAAGCCGCUACAGAUCUUGGCGGUCAGAAUGAGUGUCACUUUUGCUGGAACACUGAUAUACAUACAGUUGAAAAAAUCGGAAAUUCCUCAUGCACCUUUCGGGCCACCCGAGAUGCGUAAAUGGCUUUUGUUGCGUGGAUGUACCGGGUUUUUCGGAGUUUUUGGCUUGUAUUACAGUUUGAUGUACUUAUCCGUCGCGGAUUCAACCUUGAUCACAUUUCUGGGCCCAUCUUUCACUGGGGUGUUGGCCUGGAUGUUUCUACGUGAACGGUAUUCGUUUGUUGAAGCGAUUGGAGCUCUCAUUUCGUUUUGCGGAGUAGUGGUCAUUGUUAGGCCGGCUUUUCUAUUCGGAGACCGUUCGGAAGGUGGCAAUCUCGACAAACAAGUCGAAUCUAGCGACCCGCAGGAACGGUUAAUCGCUAGUCUCGUGGCACUUUUUGGUAUCUUUUGCGGCAGCGUAGUUUAUAUCAUCAUCAGGCAUAUCGGUCAUAGGGCGCACGCAAUCUUAAGCGUCACGUAUUUCUCUUUUACCACAAGUGUGGUUUCUUUGAUCGGAAUUGUCGCAAUACCGUCGAUGGGCUUCCAAAUACCACAGACUUCCAAGCAGUGGUUCUUAUUUGCUUUGAUUGGAUUAUCAGGAUUUUUCAUGCAACUUUUCCUGACCAUGGGCAUACAGAGAGAAAGAGCUGCUCGCGGUGCUUACAUGUCGUAUGCUCAAAUGGUAUGUGCCGUGUUUUGGGAAAUUGUCAUUUGGCAUCAUUUUCCCGAGUUUUGGACCUGGUGCGGGCUCGCACUAAUUGUUGGCUCCGCCGUAAUUGUUUUCAGGUACAAACCGGAAUACGAAGCGAUAACCGAAGUGAAUAACGAGGUGUCGGGCCAAAUACCUUUAGAAGACUUUGGGCCAGGUAAAAACUAG